This is a messenger RNA of Carica papaya (papaya), 980 nucleotides long. Lineage: Eukaryota; Viridiplantae; Streptophyta; Magnoliopsida; Brassicales; Caricaceae. The record is from RefSeq and is a predicted model, not a curated record.
AUCUUCACAAACUCAAAACCCCUUUCACCUUUGGUUUCCCGUACACCUUCUUCCUUCUCAAGCUCUCUCUCACUUCUCUUGUCUCCCUUCUGCAAAUCCCUUUCAGAACCUGUCUUCUUCUCGCGUGGAGCUCCCUUCAGUCUAAUAUAUGUGUUGUUAUGUAUAUAUAUAUAUAUAUAUAUAUGAUAUGAUAUAAUUGAGUUGUAUAUUUCUUCUGUCUAUUCAAAUUCUGCUUCUGUCUGUAAUUCCUCGCAAGCUUCAACCAGCUUCUUCCAUUUUUAGUGGCGGGAACCCUGAAUUGGCGGGAACGAACGGUUAAUUCUGAGGAAUUUGAGAUUUUGCAUGUAGAUAUAUGGUUUUGAGUUUCAAAAUAUUUUUCUUCCUUUUUCUGAUUUUCUUUCUGGAUUUCAAAUUUUUGAAUUCAUGGCGAACCCGUCCGAGAUGCAUCAAGAAAGGAAUCAUAAUACUUCGUCGUCCUUCAAUGGAACAAGCUCCACCGUCGUCAAUCCGGUUGUUGAUAGUACUGGACCUACAGCUGCGGCCAUGAAGCAUAAUCCUGGUAUCUCCAUGGACUGGACUUUUGAGGAGCAGGCGAUCCUCGAGGAAGGUUUGACAAAAUAUUCAUCCGAACCGAGUGUAAUUCGUUAUGCAAAGAUAGCAUUGCAACUACAAAAUAAAACAGUUCGAGAUGUUGCGUUGCGCAGCAGAUGGAUGACUGUGAGUUCUUUUCAGGGUUUUCUCCUGUCUUUUUUUAAAAUUUAAUCAAUCAACAAAGCGUUCUGGUUUAGAUGUGGUUGCACGAAAAAAGGUUAAGUAGUAGAAUAACCAGUUAACUAUUUGAAAUAUUUAUUUUUAAGCGGUGGUGAUCUCAUGCAGCGUAUAAAUGGGAUCCAUCUGUCUCACUUAGUUGGGCUUCGUUGCUUUGUCGUUUCUUCUUGUAAGGCGUUAAGCACGAAGAUCUAUCACCUAACAAGAUUUUG